Thelazia callipaeda (thelaziosis nematode) is the source of this 819-nucleotide messenger RNA. The record is from the annotation of a GenBank genome assembly. Lineage: Eukaryota; Metazoa; Nematoda; Chromadorea; Rhabditida; Thelaziidae.
GCAGCUGAGAACGAUCCAAUUUUUUUUGCAUCAUCUUUUUGCGCAGGGGCAUUUGCCGGUAUGCUAUCUAAAUCAAUCGUUGCGCCAUUAGAUAGAGCUAAAAUCAAUUUCCAAGUGUCAUCGGCAACUCGUUACUCAAUAUUUGAAGCAAUGAAAUUUUUGAAAACAACAUACCACGAAACAGGUUUAUUAUCUCUUUGGCGUGGUAAUUCAGCGACAUUAGUUCGAGUUGUACCGUAUGCUGCUAUACAGUUUGCAUUUCACGAGCAAUACAAAUAUUUACUGAAAGUUGACUUUGACAAAAAACGAACACCCAUUCGAAGACUACUAGCUGGGUCCUUAGCUGGUGUAACAGCAACUAUUUUCACAUAUCCACUAGAUACCGCAAGAGUUCGACUUGCUUCAUCAAAACAUACUGAAUAUAUUAACCUCAGAUCCGUUUUUGCUAAAAUGUAUUCUACAGAAGGCAUUAGGUCAUUUUACUAUGGAUUAACACCAUCUUUACUGGGAAUUAUGGCUUAUGCCGGUGGAAGUUUCUAUACAUUUGGCACACUGAAACUAUUUCAUAAAGAACAUACGAAUCAACCAAUCUCUCCGUAUGACCGUCUUAUUUAUGGUGCUAUUUCUGGUACAGUUGGUCAAGUUAUAUCAUAUCCAAUAGAUAUUGUUCGCAGACGAAUGCAAACUGGUCGCAUUUCAUCAAAGAGUAGAAUUUUGCAUGUACUACAUGAGAUAUACCGCAAAGAAGGAGUAUUCAAUGGGCUAUAUAAGGGAAUAAGCAUGAAUUGGAUUAAAGUAAGAUACAGUUUAAAAUUAUAA